AUGUUUACGGAUACGAUUACAAAAGCACAGGGCCAAGUGACUAGAUCUUGCAGUAUUGAGCAAAGCAUCUUGCGUAAACAGUCACAGAGCUAUCUACCAUUUCAAGAUAUACCACCGGCUCCAGCUUCAUUCAUGCCACACGGGCUUAUUCCCAAGCAAUGCUGUUCUCCAAAACAGUCAGCUGGCACAGAUUGCGUUUGCUUGAGCAUGCUACUCACUCAUACCAAGACCGAUAAGUUUGGCAGUGUCAAUGCUUGUUACUUUCCUAGUCAUGAUAGCUUUGGUACUGCUCAUGCAAGCAAUAAUGGGUCGGAUACAGAUUUAAGCAACUUGACAAGUCGUGCAGGUCAUGGACAUCAAACCAGUGAAAACAGUUUUGGUUCUGAUAAUCAAAAGUUGGCACUAGGCCCAUUUUUCAACAUUGCAGAAUGUCACGGGCAAGUUUAUUCUCAAGACGGGCUUCAAAGAUACACUGUUUCAUUGGAUGCUCGCUUUGACCGUGGGUUUUUCACUAUCGACAAUGGCACCAACUGGGUGUGUUACCGCCGUAACUACUUUCAAAUGUCAGCCGCAUUUACUUGUGUUGCACAGAAUUCUCCGGCACGCCUUUCAAGUGCAUCCACUCAUUACUCUUACUCAUCCCCCACUAUCUCAUCUGUGCCCUCUUUUGUAAGUUCAAAGCCAGAUUUUAAACAAAUACAGCUUCCAUGUAUUGUCGUCGAUCGAUAUGGUGUCUCGCAUUACAUUCGAUCGUUUCAAGUUUUAGUUACUGCAAGUAUUGCUGGCACUAAUACUCUCGUUGAACUCACUCAACAAACAUCAAAACGGCUGCGUGGAAUGCAGCGGGCGCUUGAACCUAUUUCGUGCUUGCCUGGUGGUAAUCUCUCUCAGCCUGCUAACAACGACCCGUCCACUGUGGCGGUUUUUGAACGUUUACAGUUUGCGUCUUCUACAAUCAAUAAUGGACGAGCUCGAUCUCCUCAGCAAUACUUUUGUGUACAAGUUGCUUUGAUAGGUGUUUCUCCCAAUGGAUCACGUAUCGUGUUGGCUACUGCUGAAUCUGCUCCACUGGUGGUUCGUGGUAGAUCUCCCAGCCAUUAUGCCAUGUCUAAAACCAACCCUGCUGCGGCCAUUUCAAAAAUAGUACCCACUCUUCCUAAUACAUCCCCUUCUAAUAUUACAAAUGACCACGAGCAAAAGCGCGAAAAAGAAGAAUGUUCUACUAAACGUGCACAUACUUAUCCUCCUAUAUCAACGGCGCCUGAUUGCUUGAGCAUGGAUGAUAGGUUUUCUAAACGUGCAAGAUUAACUGUGCAGUCUCUCUUAUCCGAUUCAUCCACUCAAGAUGAUUCUACCAUCUCGAGCAACUCUCCGGUCAUUUCCAACUUGAAUCAAUUGGACACGGAAGAUAUCUCGAGUAUGUAUGAAGUGGCCUCACAAACAAAUUCAUGCGAGAACUGUUUGCCUCCCCCUAUGCAGGACGUGUACGCUAGAACUAAUGAUCAUUCCAUGAUGCACACAACAGUCCCUCAUAUGCCACAGCUUCCACCUAUAAUUGCCUACCGUUCUUUUUAUCCCCACUCAACAGAGCCCUCUUCCAUGCCACAUUCAUCAACCCCUUCGUUUCUAUUACCAAACAGUUCAUACUACGCCGAAGCGAUAGAUUUGCAUUUGGAAUCUCGGCAUCACGGCCUAGAAUCAAAUAAAAUGGCAGCAGCGUACAAAGAUCACGACACCUAUGAGCAUUUUUACGAUUAUCCUCCUCGCAAAAAUACGCACUUCCAUCUCUCAUCGCCAAUCACCAGCGAAUGUACUAUGGGGUUUGAUCCAAAUGUGCUACACUACAACCAUGGCGCAUUUUCUACUUUCGCUUCAUCAUCUACUAUUGACUUUGUUUGA
Molecule: messenger RNA, 1899 nt
Organism: Batrachochytrium dendrobatidis JAM81
Lineage: Eukaryota; Fungi; Chytridiomycota; Chytridiomycetes; Rhizophydiales
Exons: 2
Coding region: 1-1899 (632 amino acids)
Biological process (GO): meiotic cell cycle; positive regulation of transcription by RNA polymerase II
Cellular component (GO): nuclear chromosome
Molecular function (GO): DNA binding; DNA-binding transcription factor activity
Source: RefSeq, a predicted model, not a curated record